Messenger RNA from Carassius carassius (crucian carp), 4226 nucleotides. It is a transcript of the gene plppr4a, whose product is annotated as phospholipid phosphatase related 4a. Gene Ontology annotation, biological process: signal transduction; phospholipid dephosphorylation; phospholipid metabolic process. Lineage: Eukaryota; Metazoa; Chordata; Actinopteri; Cypriniformes; Cyprinidae. Gene Ontology annotation, molecular function: phosphatidate phosphatase activity. The transcript is spliced from 8 exons. The coding region runs from base 243 to 2567 and encodes 774 amino acids. The record is from RefSeq and is a predicted model, not a curated record.
GCGCGCGCUCGCUUCUAGUGAAAAUGGGUUUUUAGCACACCUCUGACGUCAUCUGGUCAGCAUAUUGCCUCUAAUCAGAAGGCUGAAGUAAAAGCGCACUUGGGGAUGGAGAAAGCGACAGCCUAAAGAAGCGCAAUUACUGCACAGGGGGAGAAAUUACACCAGCUGGGAUUCAGUGUUCUCUCCGUGCACCGGGUUCUUUUUUUUUUUUUUCUUUUUUUUUAAGGGACGUAUCGUUUAUCAUGUCUGCGAAGGAAAGACUCAAAAGCAAGAUGACCAAAGACAGCGUUACCUUGCUGCCCUGCUUUUAUUUCGUGGAGCUCCCAAUUCUGGUGUCCUCUGUGGUCAGCUUAUACUUCUUGGAGCUGACAGAUAUUUUUAAGCCAGUGCGUUCAGGCUACAGCUGCAAUGACCGCAGUCUCAGCAUGCCUUACAUUGAGCCCACAAAGGAGGUCAUCCCCUUCCUCAUGCUCUUCAGUCUGGCUUUUGCCGGGCCAGCGGUGACGAUUAUGAUUGGGGAAGGGAUCCUGUACUGCUGCUUGGCCAGAAGAAACAUCGGCAUCAAAACAGAGGCUAACAUAAAUGCCGCCGGCUGCAAUUUCAACUCUUACAUCCGAAGAGCUGUGAGGUUUGUGGGGGUCCAUGUUUUUGGCCUGUGCAUCACCGCACUCAUCACAGAUAUUAUCCAGCUGGCCACAGGAUACCAUGCCCCCUACUUCCUAACUGUGUGCAAGCCCAACUACACCAGCCUCAACACUUCGUGUGAUGAAAACUCUUUCAUUGUGGAUGACAUCUGCUCUGGGCCUGAUCCAGCAGCAAUCAACUCUGGCAGGAAGUCCUUCCCAUCUCAGCACGCCACUCUGGCAGCUUUUGCGGCUGUGUACAUCUCCAUGUACUUUAAUGCCACUCUGACUGACUCAACUAAGCUCCUGAAGCCACUCCUGGUGUUUUCCUUCAUCAUCUGUGGCAUUAUCUGUGGUCUGACUCGCAUCAUUCAGUUCAAGAACCAUGCUGUGGAUGUCUACUGUGGCUUUCUCAUCGGAGGGGGCAUAGCCGUCUACCUGGGUCUGUAUGCAGUUGGAAACUUUAAACCUAGUGAAGACACAUCUCUAAAGACACAUGUACAUCCUCCUCUCCGGCAACCACAACCACCGCAACCUCCACCACAGCCCCAGCCAGUGGUGCCUCCACCUGCCAUGCGGGAGCCUCUGAGACCUCUACCAAACUUGAACACAGAUCCACCACGCUUACUUCCCCCUAAGAGCCUGAGCAUGCGGGAACGUCCCACCUCAGCUCGCUCUGAGAGUAUCCUGCUACGUGGCCCAUCCCACAGAGAGAACAUGUCCAGUUUGAAAAGGGCAAGCACAGAGGUAGAGUGCAUUACACCUCCUAGUCCCCUCUGCCAGGAGAGCUUUGUGUCAUUUAGUAACACUCUGCCCCGUGUGCACUCAACUGGAUUUGAAGAACCGGUGCCUCGCCGCCAUGCUGCUAUCCAUGCCUCCAUGGACUCCACACGUUCUAAGCAGCUGCUCUCACAAUGGAAGACCAAGAACGAGAACCGCAAGCUGUCUCUGCAGGUAAUGGAGGCUGAGGCUGGUCAGCUUUCUCCCCAGCGAAACAUGGAGCUCCGCUGCAGCUCUGAACCCUCAGCCAUGGGCUUAGACGGUGAGCUCCGUGGUGGACCUCCUGGGCAGUACAUGAAGCUAGCUGCUAGUGCUGUGCCAUUAGCCAAUCAUAAUAGCUCUGGUGGCCUAUCUGGUGGAGCCAGGGUAUCGAUCCAGUCACGACCAGGAUCGUCCCAACUGGUGCACAUCCCUGAGGAGACCCAAGAGAACGUGAGCUCCUCACCUCAAGAGGAUGGUGGGGAGGUGAAUGAUGGUGGGGGAGGGGGCGGAAAUGCACGGUCGAAAUGGCUGAAGGUGGCAGAGAAGAGCACCGCCUGUCGGACUAACAGCCAGCCACGUAUCAUGCAGGUCAUCGCAAUGUCUAAGCAGCAGGGCAUGUUGCACGGCAGUCCUAAAAGUGAGGGGAGCACCGUGAGUUGUACUGGAUCCAUCCGUUACAAAGCACUCAUGGAUCAGGAACCCAGCGCGGGCAUUGUUCGAGUGGAGGCCCACCCUGAGAACAAGCCUGUGGUUAAACCACCAUCUACAGAUGGCAGCGGGUCCUGGAGGUGGAAACCGCAGGAGCGAGGAAGCAUCCGGCAGUCCCUUGAGCUCAACGACCUGAAUCGGGACUCCGAAAGUUGCGAGUCAUUGAAAGAUGGCUACGGCUCCUUCGAUGGCAACCGGAGCCUACCUGACAUGAGCAACCCCCAUCAUCCCCAUUUCCACCAUCACCACCACCAACAGAGUAUCACCACCAUCCGAGUUACACCGGUGGAAGCCAGCAGUGAAGCCACCUCAGAAACUCUCUCCUCCACCUCCAGUCGAGACUCCACACUACGCAGGAAAGGCAACAUCAUCCUGCUGCCCGACAGAGGACCUAGUCCUGAUAAUGCUAGAAACCUGCCUCACUUUUUCAAACUCUCCCCUACACCUCCCCCCAUUUUGACUUUCAAGGAGUGAAAGAAACCCCUUUCCUUACCAAUCCUCUAAGAGUUGUCCUGCUCUCUGAACUCUGAAGAAUAGAGGCUCUGUUAGGGGACUGCGCAGAGCCAGUGAUUCUGGACACAUGUACUGUACAUUCCCUGACCGUUAGACACAACUGCACUCUCCAGAACACGUAAGGCAACAUUGUGCAUUUUCAAUCUACAUUCUGUAGUCCUCUUUACUAUAACAUAAGCACAAAAUAUAAAAUUUGGGGCUGUUUGGUAAAGGUGAUUGUUUGAUUUGCUUAUCUCAUUCGAAUUAGCUUUGUUAUCGAAUUAAUAAUCCAUUGUCUUAUAGGAAUUGUCUGUUGUCUCAUGGCAACGUGGGUGCUUUUAAAAACUUUGCAAAUUUAUAUAUAUUUUCUCAAUAUAAAUAUUUGUAUGUAUUAUGGACCAUUCAAUCACAUCUUUUCAUGCUUAAGGAGAAAAUGUUGCUUUUAAAUAUUUUAGCUGGGCUUUCAAUCAGACUCAUAGCUUUUAGACAAAUAGGAGAAUGUUAUUGUGAAGUUUACAGAGGGUUUUAGCAAAAAUGUAUUAACCAAAUGGAUGUUUUGUUUAGGGGGCUUAUUUAACCAUAUGUACUGUGUGUUUUAGUGACCAUGAAUGAGCAAUUUUCAUUCAAACAGCUGAAAGUGCUCUUUGCUGGCAUAGAGACAAUAAAUGUAGAGACUCAGCCUUUGGCAUCAUAAAGCAGAGGACAAUACAUACUUCAAACACUAAUGUCAUAUUGCCUUUGUGUAAUAUAAAACUUUUAUUUGGUUCCUUAGGCCAAUGAGUUCUAUUUUACUCAUACAUAUUGAUUUGCAAGCCCCCUUAUUUUGUACUCUGCUUUGAGCACAGGUAUAAUUGUUUUAUGGCCCAUUGCUGUACGUUUACAGUGAUGUAUUGUGCAUCAUUUUCUUACUUGUCCCCCCAUUUUGCCUGGCAGGAUGGGGUUAUAUAGCUACUGAGGUGUGCCCUCUUUAUUUUUAAGAGUGUGGGCAUAAACAAAUGACUCAUACUUCACUGCACAUUGCAGAGAAGCAUACACAAUAUGAGAGCAAUAGGAGGCCCCCAAAGGUACUAUGGGAAUUCAUUGCUUAUUUUUGUAAAAGUCUACAAAAUACUAAUAAUCAUAUUCAUAGAGUGCCUCAAAAAGUAUUAUAUGCCUAUUAGCUUGUGAUAACUUAGCUCCAUCUUGCAGUAACUGUACAAAAAUGUUGCUGCUGUAAUGAUUACGGUGCAGAAUUGACAGAUGUUCACUUUGCUUUUUGUGACUUUGCUUUAAAUAUCCACUGUCUGUGCCAUCAAAUGGCACUGAAGAAGGGGCACAGUCACUGCAUAAUGACAAGUGCUGCAUAAACUAAGGCGUUUUAAUAAAAUACACAAAUAGACAAUGUUAGGAUUUGUCCUGUGUGGAGUGUAUAUUUCUAAACCGUUCUAAACUAUGUAUUUGUAUUUCUAGCUCAUUGUUUACAUCCUUGUUAGGACCAUUUUGUAAUAUAUACAUAAAAAUGGCCAAAUAAGAAUGUUUGUUGAACAAGGUGUCAGAUACAUGUAGUUGAUUCAUGUACAGUGUCAUCCAUAUGAUGUUGGUUAUUUUUGUUUUAUUAAUAUUAUUAUUAUUAUUAUUAUUAUUAUUGAACUUUCAUUGAUA